Messenger RNA from Morchella sextelata, 1059 nucleotides. RefSeq lists its product as uncharacterized. The coding region runs from base 1 to 1059 and encodes 352 amino acids. Lineage: Eukaryota; Fungi; Ascomycota; Pezizomycetes; Pezizales; Morchellaceae. The record is from RefSeq and is a predicted model, not a curated record. The transcript has 7 exons.
AUGGUUAGGGUUGGGGGCGGUACUCAAGACCGCGCCCUCUACGACCCCCUCCUCCCACUCGCCAUCAAUAAUACCUUCCCCACCGCCACCUCUGACCAAUCCACUACCGUCACCAUCAGCCCCACCUUUUUCGAGUCCUUCCAGAUCUUUCCCAACACACGCUACAUUCACGGCUUCAACCAAGGCAAAAACGGCACCUCCGCUCUCACAAGCCUAUUGCACCAAGCCGACCUCGCGUGCCGUGCGAUAGGUCCCAACCUGCACUUGUGGGAGCUAGGGAACGAGAAUGAUCUUGCCCCCGGACGGUAUCGACCCAUGAACUGGACCUUGACCGCUUAUGUAGGCGAGUGGAGGGAGAAAACGGCGGCAAUAGUGGAGCAGUUGCAGAAAUCGUGUCCAGACGUGGGAACGGGAUUUGUGGAACCUUCGUUUGCGUGGGAUCGUUAUGCCACGCCAGGGUUCGAGCCGGCGGAGGCGUUUGAGAUUGGAAUAAAUGGCUAUAUGAAUUCACAGUCGCCGAGCACGCUUCGAGGAACACUCAUGAACCAUAGCUCUAUCGUGUAUAGCAUCUCCAAACACGUUAACCUCUCACAGGCCCUCUCAAACCUAGAUCUGCCCUUCAUCCUCGGCGAGUCCAACAGCAUCUCCGGCCAAGGCUCCAACGGUCUGACAAACGUCUUUGGCUCUGCCCUCUGGCUACUUGACUACGACCUGUGGUGCGCCUCGCAGCCCAUUGCCAGCCGCGGCAUCCCGCCCACCACUCGCCCGCCUUACUACGCAAAUAUUAUGGUCGCCAAAGCACUCGGUCGCGAACAUAAAACCCAGCCGCUCAGUAUCCCGCGCAAAAGCGAUACAGAGGCGGUGUACGCCGUCUACGAUAAUUCUAUCCUCGCAAGGCUGGGGUACAGGAUCGCGAAGGUCGAGAGAUUAGAUGCGGGGGAGAGCGAUGCAACGGAGGGGGUGAGUGUAGGUGGGGUGGUAUACGAUUAUGUGUUGGCGGAAGGAAGGCCGGUGGUGAGGAAUAGGACGGAGGAGAGUAUGGAGUUGCAGGAUGUUUGA